AUGCUCCAGGCAUUAACAAAGAAAUCGAAGUCCAAAUCACGAAAUCACAGUGAGACUAACCAGAACUCGCGCUGGGAAGCGCUGUCUCCAGUUGAGGCAAAGUCAAUCACACCGGAUUUUCGAAGUCAACGAAAGUUUCGAUGUAGGAAGGAUAGUUCAUUGCGCGUUAUUAACGAAGGCGAUAAAUUUGGUGGCUCAAUUAGAACUCGAAGUACUUCAUCGAGAAGAUCGUGCUCUGCUAUGGUGACCUUCGAAUCCAUAAAACCUACUCAAAUUUGGCAGGCGUCUGCAAGUCCUUCGCCUCCACCUUCUACAGUGACUUCGAGGCUCCAAACGAAGCCAAAGCACCCGAUGGAAAGCCUUGCUCUUUCAAUGAUUUCUCAGUCGUCUGUUGAAAAUCAGUGGUUGUCAUUAUCAACAGGAGAUGAGGAUGAUUUGAGUGAUAGUUCAGAUGAAGACGAUGAAGAGACUGAAGGGAAGAGAACCGAUUCUGAUCGAGGAAAACGAGCAUCCACCUCCAAAUCUCGUCGGAUUCGAAGCUCAAACUCGAGUUCAGAUUCUUCUUCAAGCUUCGAAAUAUCCCGAUCUUCCACAAAGUCUACCCGGCAUCGAAGAAAGAGACAGACGUCUCGAAGACAUCUGCGCGAUAACGCAGAUUAUUCUUCCAGUUCUUCAUCUGCAUCCAGUGACUCCUCUAGCAGUUCUUCCAGUGAAGAUGAAAACGAAUUUGGUAUUUUCUGGAAACCGAAAUCCGGUGGAAGUAUUCGAAGCACAUCAUCUGUCCAGUCCACUCCUCAAUUGAAACGACCUCCACAGCAUCCCAUACAACAGCAAGUUUUGCUUCCAUCUGUCGGAACACCUCAGAUUAUUCCUCGAUACUCUACCACUCACGUUUACAAACGCCCCCAGACCCUUAACCUUGCAAACAGUACUUGUCCACGACCAAUCUCUAGUAGAAGCUCUUCAAAGGAAGCUCACAUUUUGCAUACCACUGCGAAAGCUGUUGAGGACUACUUUCCCACAAUGGAAUGGAUUGAGAAGUACAAAGUUAUCAGUGUACGUCGAGGUGAUCUGCUUAGAAUUAUCCCAUAUCCUGGAACGUGUGGGGAUAAAUCGUCAUCUUCCACCAGUUGGUACCUGGCCCAGAAGUGGUGCACGGAUCACGGAUCAGGCACAGGCCCGAUUGGAUUUGUUCCCAAAACUGUUUGCUCCUUUAUAUGCCUUGAUAGUGCUCCCAGGAUUUCUCACAUUAGUCCAAGACACAAUCGAUCGCAAGAGUACGCUAUGAAGAUGUCAGACGCUGGAAUCUUCAUGCCAAGUGCCCCUUCGGAUAUAAUUCCAGCAAAUGUAACUGGGCAGAUAACUGUAGCACCGACUAUAUGUGACACAGCCUCAGAACCUACUCCUUCUCGUGGUUUAUAUCCUUCGCCACAACUCAGUCUUCACACGCCUUCCACGACAGCAACUAAGACUUCUUUCACUUCAAUCCCUGCGGUGUAUGAAAUUGAAGAUAGGGAUUCUGGACGAGGUCCGAGUUCUGGUUCUGAAUGGAGUAGUGGAAAAGGCGGAAGUCUAAGCGGCGCUACAGAUAUAAACCUGGAUGAGAAGGAGCAACAUCAUUCGGCCUCCCAGCAACCAUCUGCCUCAAGUCAUAUAUCGUCCUCCUUUAAAUGGUUUCCUAAUGAAAUGGGAUUCCAUCGUCGAUCUUCCUUGGAUCAACAGUCAGGAUCCACUUUUACCUGUCCUCUUCCACCUCCACCGAUGGCUUUACUCUCGCAUGUAUGUGCCGACCCAAUGAUGAAUAAGAAACCAGCAUCUACUCUAAAUGCAAUGUCGGUGUCUGAUACUGAAGCUGUCGGACCUAUGUGUUCACCUACAGGAGCGAAAAACCGUCUAUACGUUCGAUCAACAAAGCCUAUAGCAGUCGAAAGUGGUAUAGAUAUGGAUAACCGUAUCAAAAAGUCAGAAGACUCUUCAGAUGAUCCGCCGAUUUCUGAUACUCAUCCACAUGGUCACGAAGAUGAGGAAGGUGGAACAAGCGGUUCUCCCCAAUCAGCGGUAGUUGUUGUACCCUCCAACUCUGAUCCGGCUCACUGGGAACCCUACAAGACCAUGAUACAAGUGGGACAGAAUAAACUAGAGAAAUUUACUCUUGUUUAG
Rodentolepis nana is the source of this 2160-nucleotide messenger RNA. NCBI's taxonomy places the organism in Eukaryota, Metazoa, Platyhelminthes, Cestoda, Cyclophyllidea, Hymenolepididae. The record is from the annotation of a GenBank genome assembly.